Messenger RNA from Cicer arietinum (chickpea), 1079 nucleotides. NCBI's taxonomy places the organism in Eukaryota, Viridiplantae, Streptophyta, Magnoliopsida, Fabales, Fabaceae. The record is from RefSeq and is a predicted model, not a curated record.
GGCGUGCGGUGCAGAAAGGAAAUAGUCUGAAAUCGUUCCAAAAGAGAAAAGAAGAAGAAAAUGGUGGAAAGUUAUUUCUUGUUCAUUCUCAUCUCAAUCGUUCUUGCGUCUUCUCCACUCCCCUUCACCACUGGGUUACCUCUGGUGAGAAAUAUUAGCGAGAUUCCUCAGGAUAACUACGGUAGACCAGGUCUCUCUCACAUGACUGUUGCAGGUUCAAUCUUGCAUGGAAUGAAAGAGAUUGAAGUAUGGCUUCAAACAUUUUCACCAGGAACACACACCCCGAUUCACAGGCAUUCAUGCGAAGAAGUUUUUAUUGUUCUCAAAGGCAGUGGCACUCUUUAUAUUGCAUCAAAUUCACAUGGGAAAUACCCUGGAAAUCCUGAGGAACACAUUAUCUUUCCAAACAGCACAUUUCAUAUUCCUGUUAAUGAUGCUCAUCAGCUUUGGAACACCAAUGAGCAUGAGGAUUUACAAGUUCUAGUUACAAUAUCUCGUCCACCUGUUAAAGUGUAUGUGACCUCUAUUCCCAUUAUCUUCAGCUUUCAUACUUUACCAAUGAGGUUUAUAUAUGAUGAUUGGUCCGUGCCCCACACUGCAGCGAAACUGAAAUUCCCCUACUACUGGGAUGAGCAAUGUUCUCAAGAAACUUCAAAAGAUGAACUGUGAUUUAUGGUCAAGGUUUACACUUCACACUAAUCUUAUUGCUGCAAAGCAUUUCUUAACUAUAAGUUAAAAACUGUUUCAUUCAUAUUGUUUAGUCUAACAUCAUCACUGCAUCCACAAUGACUUAAUAUUUUAGCAGUUUCAAAAAUUUUGGUACAAACUGAUCAGCAUGGUUAUGCAAAACAGUAAAACAGACAGAAGAUUCUUUAAAAGGGAUGUAUGCACUAGCCAUUUUUGGUAGUCAUGUUUUUAUUUUUACUGUUGGAUACUGGGUCUGAAUGCAUCCAACAAUCUUUCAAGGGCCAUAACACAGCCAACCUAUUGAGGUACCAUGUAAUUUCCCUUGAAAAGAGUGAUUCUUUUAAGAGAUAAAGUAAACCUGCUAUAAAGGAAACUCCAUUCCCUCUCUUGAA